AUGAUACUGUCAAAUAAAUUUGUAGUAUUUCUUUAUUUGGUACUUGUUUUUGUAUAUUUAAAUUUUGAGUCAGUAGAGUUAAAAUUAAACAAUAUAGUUAACAAUGACGAUCCAAAUAGAUUUUUAAAUAUUACCUUUGGAGAUGAUUCACGCAUGCCUGGCAACAUGAACAAUGGGAUCAUAGAAGGCGAUGAUAUAUCGAAGGAGGACAAAGAGGAAAAAAACGAUCAAGAUGACAAAAAUAUGGAAAAUACGGAACAUAUCAAACAUAAUGAACAUGACGAAGUAAACAAAAACAAUCAAAUUUUGAAAAAUGACCAAGAGUCCCAAGGUCAGAGUAAUGAGGCAAAAAAUUCUGAACAUGGUCAGGCCGAAAAAAUGGAAGAAUCAAAAGAGGAGAAGGAAAUGAACUACAGUGCAGGUGAUGGGAUAGAAGUUAGAUUUGUCCCUAAGGAUAUUGACUCUGUGAAGAGCAAUGUCAACCAGAACGUUGAUGGUACUAGCGGCAGUGAGGAAGAGAACUACAAGGUUACUAACGAAAUGAAGGAAAGCAAGUCCGUAGAAGAGAAAAAGAAUGAUGAAGUGGAUGAGUUAAUGAACGAGGAGGAUAAAGAUGCAGACAAUAAUGUUGACAUUAUUGACAAUGAUGACGACGAUGAUGACGAUGAUGAUGAUGAUGAUGAUAAUGAUAAUGAGGAUGGAAAUAAGGACGAAGUGAAGGACGAAAGCGAUGAAUAUGCAAAGGAGCAGCAGAUGGGUGGAAAGAUAACCACUACAACAAUAGCUAAUAAAGAUAGCUUUGAAAAAGAAGAGGAAAACAAAAAAUUGAUGGAAAGGAAAUCCAUUAUGAAUAAUGGAGUAAAUAAUUUAGAAAAACAGAUGAAUAUAGAUAAAACAUGGAAUAAUUUAUUUCUUUUAUUUAAGAAAACAAAACCACAGUUGAAUAAUAUAAAUUAUUUUAGAAAAGAGGUACAAAAUGAAUUGGCUUAUAGAAAUGGAUUAUAUUUUUCAACGACAAGUGUAAAAGAAUAUAAUAAGCAUGUAGAUCCAAAUAAACAUGCAUACAUUAAGUUACCUGAUGAUACAAUGGUAUUAGUAGUAACAGCAAAUAAAUUAUUUUUUCAAGAUUUAGUUUAUUCAAGUAAUAAGUAUAUAGCUAUUAAAAGGAAAUUUACAUUUUUAAUGAAUACUAUAAUACAUAAUUUAAAAAAUAAAUUUUUUUUUAAAAAUUAUGAUUAUCAGUAUUUAUAUAAAGAUGAUUGCUUUGCAUAUGAUCAUACCAAGAAAUUGUUAGAUAUGAGUCUACUAGGAGAAUUAUCCAAAGUUACGCAACCCAUAUAUAUUGAUGAUAUGAAAAGUAGAAAAGUAGACAUGCAUAAACUUUAUGGAGGUUGGUUUCAUUUCCUAGGUAUUAUGGUUGUAAAGGGUUAUACAUAUAAACCAGUUGAAUAUGAUUUAGAAAAAGUAAAUGUUAUACCAGCACAUCAAAUAGAGCAAUUCAAACAAAAAGUUAAUCAAAAACAUGAUGGAUUUAAUAAUGGUUAUGUAGUAGGCUUGUGGAGAGAUUUCCCAGGAAACAAGUAUGCUAAUUGGAGGUAUUCAGUGGAGUUGUUCUUAUGGGAUUUGUUGAAUGUUUUACCACAUGAGUUACCCCAUCCAGCUGACCUUAUCAUGACCUACAAUAGGGGAAGCAUUGAGGAAGUGAGUGGAUAUAGGAUUAGGAGUGAUAAGACUAGUGACGAUCAUAAUGCAGGAGAAAAUGCAGUUAACGUAGUAGCGGAAGGUACACCUGAUGCAACGAAUACUUCACUAGGAGAGCAUGAAUUGAAAGAAAAGGAUGAGGGAAACGAGAAAAAAAUAUUAAGUUAUUCGAAAGACGAAAUAGAAAAUUGGCAUGAAACAAUUAAAAGUAAGAUAAGCACUAACUACAAAGGGUUUGAAGUAGUGAUGGUAUCAGUUAAGGAUUAUAUGAAUACAUUAGGAUAUAACAAUGAUAAUAUUCUUUCAAAAUAUUACAAUGUAAAAAAUAAAAAUGGUUAUAUAUUUUUAAUCUUAUUGAAUAAAGAUUUUUUCGUUGAUGAGUUUGUAAAGAAUGAAAAUUAUGAAGAAGCCAAGAAGAAUUACUUUACAAACAAAAUGAAUGAAAUAAUAGAAAGACUACAAAAAAUUUUAGAUGCAUUAAAGGAAGAGAUAUAUCCUAAUGAUGAUAAUAUUCAACCAGUUGUUACUCUUUAUAAUUAUCUAUCUGAUGAAGCAAAUUAUGAAAAGUUAAAUCCACAUAUAAUAAGUGAAAUUGCUGGUAUUACUAAACACUUAAAGUGCGAUAACCUGAUCCAUGAUGAUGUUAGUUGUUUGAAAGAUAUAUCUAUGCAUUACAAAUAUGGAGGUUGGUUUGAAUUUGGUGCAGCUAUAUAUGUAAAGAAUGUUAACUUUGUUAAUGUAAACUAUGAAAAACAUGAUGAUAUAAUAAAAAAAGAACAUGAAAAUGCAAUUUUGGUACAAGCGAAUGGAAAUUAUCAGUCUGCUUGUUUAUGGAAAGAUUUACCUGAUAAAAACAUGGCUCCUUAUAGAUACCCUCUUGAAAUUUUCGCUAAAGAAAAUUCUCAGCUUAACAUUCUGAAUGUGCAAGAUAUACACCCUUUUGUAUUAGUGGAUCUCCUGAACAAAGGAUUGCAGGUUAUGAAGCAUCAGUCGGAAAAGACCCCCACGUUUGUUAGUGUUAGCCGUAGUGGUAGCAACAGUGGUAGCGGUAGUAACGAUGAGUCUAGCAAACCUGACAGGUUGUACCAGAGCAACUUCAGCCAUAUUAUGAACAAGUACAGGAAACCUGAACGUGCAGGCCAUGAGGAGGAGGGAACUCACGCUUUGGACGACUUGGAGAACGUGGAGAAUGAUCUCAUAACAUCUGUUUUGAAUGUUGAAAAUAAUAGGAUGAACAACAACAGCUUGCAUGGUAAUAGUGUAGAGGACAAUAAUAAUUAUGGAAGUAGUAGUAGUAGUAGUAGUAGUGGUAUUGUCGGUAGUAAGGACAACAAAAAUUUUGAUGAAAACGAGUAUAUUUUUGAGAAUGUAGGAAAGCAGGAUGAUGACAAGAUAUAUGAGGAGGAUACAGAAUAUGGAGGAACAGACAGUACAACAGAUAUAGAUAAGGAUAGUUACAUUGAAGUAAAUGAGGGAGCAGAAACUAGCAAAAAAAAUAAUAUUGUACAGUUGCAUUUCAGGUUUGGAGGUAAGAAUGACGCACGUAGUAGCGGCAGAGGGGAAGGAGAAAGUACGAACAGUAAUAAUAGUAGUGGUAGCAGUAGCUCUGUUGAUGGAGUAGAAGAAAAGAAGAAUUCCGUACUCAACGAUAUUGAAGCCGAAUAUAAUGAUGACUUACAAGAAGCAAAAAUUGUGGGGAAUAAUGCAGAAAGUAUCAACGACUUAAGUCCAAAACCUGAUGAUGAUGACGACGACGAUGAUGACGAUGAUGAUGAAGACGAUUACUUUUCAACAAGCAAUUACAUAAAUAAAGGAAUCGUUAGUGCACAAUCCGUUGAAGAUUUUAAUUCUAAAAUAUACUUAUUUCUCGUUAUUUGCCUUAUAUGUAUUUGUAUUGCCUUACUUGUAAGUAUUUCAUUAAGAUUAUACGCUACAGUUGUGAAAAGAAAAACUAGCGAUAGAAACAGAGUAGUAUUAUCCUUCAAGGAUAAAGAAGAAAUGCCCGUAGUUCAGGGUAUCCCUGCCCCAUGGUUGAGCGAAUAA
Plasmodium malariae is the source of this 3744-nucleotide messenger RNA. RefSeq names its product conserved Plasmodium protein, unknown function. Lineage: Eukaryota; Apicomplexa; Aconoidasida; Haemosporida; Plasmodiidae. Gene Ontology annotation, cellular component: plasmodesma. Bases 1 to 3744 code for a protein of 1247 amino acids. Gene Ontology annotation, biological process: protein folding. The transcript has a single exon. The record is from RefSeq and is a predicted model, not a curated record.